UUGUGAUGAUUGAAAUUAGAGAGCCUGUCCUUUGACUUGUGCUCUCCCUCAAUAAAUAAUAUCCCCAGCAGUCACCAAAAGUCCUUCAUUGAAACAAGAGGUAAAGGCAACAACUUCCACACAAAGUAUUCAACCACAAGCCUAUUUGAAAGGGUCUUCUUCUCUUCUCUUGGUCACUCUGCAGCAGGCAGAGAUCAGAAGCAGAGAGAGAGAGAGAGAGAGAGAGACAGAGAUAUGGGAAGAGCUCCUUGUUGUGACAAGGCAAAUGUGAAGAAAGGACCAUGGUCACCUGAAGAAGAUGCAAAGCUAAAAGAGUACAUAGAAAAAUAUGGGACUGGAGGGAAUUGGAUUGCUCUUCCACAAAAAGCUGGUCUUAGGAGAUGUGGGAAGAGUUGCAGAUUAAGAUGGCUUAACUAUCUGCGCCCCAACAUCAAACAUGGAGAAUUUUCUGAUGAAGAAGACAGGAUCAUCUGCAACCUCUUUACUAACAUUGGAAGCAGGUGGUCCAUAAUAGCAGCUCAGUUGCCAGGCAGGACUGACAAUGAUAUCAAGAACUACUGGAACACCAAGCUCAAGAAGAAACUCAUGGGAUUAAAUAUUCUUCCAUCCCAGAUAAAAUCCCACUCAGGCACCUUCUCAUCUCUUCUUCAUCUUCAAGCUUCAUUAUCAUCAUCUUCACCAUCAUCAUACAGAGGCAGCAACAACAGCACUGCUUAUUAUGCACAAACCAGGUCUUUCUCUAGUGCUUUGGAGCCCAUUUCAUUUUCACCCAGUCUUCUGAGCAGAAGUUCAACUAAUGCUGCUUCUGUUCUUCAUCAAGUGCACCAAGAGAGGUUUGUGGGUAGGGCCAUGCAGCAUAAUUACCAAGUCAAAGACAACAUCUUGAUGUUUGGGGGUGAAGCAAGUUGCAGCUCUUCUGAUGGGAGUUGCAGCAACCAGAUCAGCCAGUGUAGAGACAGAGAGUAUGAAUAUAAUUACAAUUUCUUCAAUGGUGGGGAAGGGCACCAGAAAAUCAUGCUACCAGAUGGGCUUAAUGGGUGGAGAUCAGAGAAGCAGAAUGGCAAUGGGAUUUGGGAAGAUCAAGCCCCAUUAGAUUAUGGCCUUGAAGAAAUUAAGCAGUUAAUUAGCAGUACCAGUAGUUGCAACAACUUUUUGUUUGAUGAAAACAAGACAGAGGAAAAGGCCAUGAUGUACUACUGAUGCUGACUGUGAGUAAAAUCAAAAAGAUUUGAAGAAGUGGAGGAAGGGAUGGGUUGAAGAUAUUCAGAUUUGGACUGGGUUUUGGGUGGAGGGGUUAAAAUGUUUCUGAUAAUGGGUGCACUUUCUUGACAGUACAUGGUAAAAAAGUUUCCUUUGUGCAUUUCUUUUUGGGAAAUGAUGUAUGUAUGUAAGUACAGUUUAACUGCACUGCCAUUAAUCAGGCAUGCCAAGAAAAUCUGAGGGAAAAAAAACCCAUCAUCUUUUAAGACUGAAACCUGCAAUCUUAAUGGCCAAGUAUCCUUUUUUAGUCCUUUCUUUUCUUCUUCUUCAUGGUCUUAAAAAAUUCAACUUGAAUCUGGUCCUUAGAUCUUUUAUGGA
Molecule: messenger RNA, 1578 nt
Organism: Prunus dulcis (almond)
Lineage: Eukaryota; Viridiplantae; Streptophyta; Magnoliopsida; Rosales; Rosaceae
Product: transcription factor RAX2
Exons: 3
Coding region: 235-1200 (321 amino acids)
Source: RefSeq, a predicted model, not a curated record